Molecule: messenger RNA, 3116 nt
Organism: Notolabrus celidotus (New Zealand spotty)
Lineage: Eukaryota; Metazoa; Chordata; Actinopteri; Labriformes; Labridae
Gene: dab2
Product: DAB adaptor protein 2
Exons: 16
Coding region: 417-2777 (786 amino acids)
Biological process (GO): receptor-mediated endocytosis; positive regulation of endocytosis; negative regulation of canonical Wnt signaling pathway
Cellular component (GO): plasma membrane
Source: RefSeq, a predicted model, not a curated record
UUCGGUCUGUCAGUCAGUGAAGGGUUAAUAUGGGAGUUUGCAGCAGUCUCUCCUUUCUGUGUCCACGGCAUUCAGCGGAAAACAUCUGACUCCUGCUCGGUUUGUGAGGCUGUGUUUGGUUUUUACUCAUUUUGUGCCCGAGCCGCGGAGGCAUCACGGGAACAAAAAUCAGUGUUUCGACUGCAGAACUUCAACAUCUUACUGCGCGCUUCCAACACAGCAUUCACAGACUCUUUACGCCGGUGUUGUCGGCAGUGUAGCCUCUGGAAGAGGACCUAAAGACACAUAAGAAGAAAAGCAUGUGUGGGUGUUGAGAGUCAUCUGUUCGGUUGACCUCGCUGCCCUCUGAACACGGAGCUGCCGUCUGUUUUACCUCCCUGACCGUCCGCCUGUCCCAGUGAGGCUCACUCCACAACAUGUCUGCAGAGGUGGAGACCAGCGCCCCGGUCUCUGCUGAUCCCAGUGCAGCAUCCCCGACUGCAGCCACGACCCCUCCGGCGUCCCCUGCAACCGCUGCAUCCAGAGUCCCGUUUAAGAAAGAGAAGAAGAAAGUGCCAGAGAAGACAGAUGAGUACCUGCUGGGCAGGUUCCAAGGGGAUGGGGUGAGGUACAAAGCGAAGCUGAUUGGCGUGGAUGAUGUCUCAGAGGCCCGAGGAGACAAGAUGUGCCAGGACUCCAUGAUGAAAAUGAAGGGUAUGGCCGUAGCCGCUCGAUCUCAGGGCAAACACAAACAGAGGAUCUGGGUCAACAUAUCCAUGUCAGGAAUCAAGAUCAUCGAUGAGAGAUCAGGGGUGAUUGAACACGAGCAUGUGGUGAAUAAGAUCUCUUUCAUCGCCAGAGAUGUCACAGAUAACAGGGCGUUUGGGUAUGUGUGUGGAGCAGAAGGACAGCACCAGUUUUUCGCCAUCAAGACUGCACAGCAGGCAGAGCCUCUGGUCAUUGAUUUGAAAGAUCUGUUCCAGGUCAUCUUCAACAUAAGGAAGAAAGAGGCAGAUGCUUCACAGAAGGGAGAAAAUGGCAGCGCUGUAGUUGAGAAUGGAAGCGACGCCUUGCUAAGUAUGGAUGAAGUCAAAACUGCUCAACCAGUGGAGCAGCUCAACCUUUUUGGAGACAUUACGACCCCUCCAGACAUCCGGGCACCGAAUGACUCUAAUGAUAUUCUCUUGCUGGACUUUUCCGCUGAGGUUGACAGCAAUCAGAAUUGCAUAAAGGGAAACUCCUUUGUCACUUCCUGCGCCCCUGACCUCGGGGCAUCUCUCCGCACAGAGAAUCCCUUUUCCUCAGCAUUUGGCUACUUUCCAACCCCAGACACUGACCCUUUCAGAGAUGACCCCCUUUCUAAGUCGCCGUCUCAGUCGGCGCCCGAUAAUUCACAAUUCUCCCAUCUCGCCACCUCUAAUCACCUUAACAGCAUCGCUGGCAACACUUGUAAGACAUUCAUUAACGGUGCUGUGAACGGAGAGUCGGAACACCUCAGUCAGCAGAUAAAUGGGUUAUCCAGUAAGAACAUGAUCCUCGCUCUCAAUAACGGACAGUGGCCACUAGGGGGACAAAUAACUCAGGGCAUGAUGGACGGGAAUGAAACUGCUCAAGCUCUCUCAACCAAAAACCCUUUUUUUGACUCGCCUUUGCAAACGGCCCCCGUCUCUAACGGUGUAAGUCAUCAUCCACAACCCCCUGUGACUCAUAGCAAGGAUUCAGUAGUCAUAAACCCCCCUCCGCAGAGCUCUAAGGCCGGACGAGGUCGAAGGAGUGCAAAGUCCACAGCAAAUGACCUGUUUGGAGCAGAGCUGUUUGCUGCUCCGGGUCAACCUGAAGUGUCACCUGCUUCAAGUGAUCUUUUCAACAGUGCACCUGCCAGCGCCGCUCCCUCCUCCAUAGCAGCUCUGGGAAAUCUUCAGUUAGGUCCUCCUGCUGCCACAAGUAUCCCUGCUGCAGGGAUGUGGGGAGCCUCCCCUACUCCUCCUUCCAUGUUCCCCAUGCCAGGAGUUCAAGGCCCCAGACCUGUCUACCAGCCUUCUGCCUUUGGUGGUCUACCCAUUCCCCCCACAGCCUGGGGCCAGCCCAUGCCACCUCAUUUUAUCCCGCCAUUGUCCCCACCUCACAUCUUUCCACCAAACUCCCCUGUCCCUUCUCCAGGAUGGGUUCAGACCAACCCUUUCCAACCUGGCAUGUACCCAGGAAUGGGUGACCCGCACGGUCCAUCACGCCCGCCUCCCAGACCGCCUGCAAAGGAGGCCCCUCCAAAGGUAGAGAACAGUGCCUUCACAGCUUUGGACCCGCUUGGAGAGAAAGAGAAGAAGACUGGAAAGGACAUGUUCAAGGAUUUCCAGCUGGCCAAACCUCCUGCCAUCCCAGCAAGGAAAGGGGAGCUGGGGUCCAACUCUGCUCCCGCCAGCAGCGACCAAGAAGCCGGUGCGUUUGAUCAGUACUUUUCCAGUAAAGUGGGGAUGGCUCAGGAUUCUGCAGAUCAUGACGACUUUGAUAUCCACCAAAUACAAGCAGCUAACGAUGUCCCUAAACCAGCUCCAGCUGCAGCCCCAGCUCCAAGCUUUAACUCUGGCUUCGAUGCUGCUUUUUCUUCUGCUCUUGUUCCAAACAACUCAGCACCAGCCCAAGGACAAGGAGUCAAUCAGGACAUGUUUGAUCAAGCGUUUGGAGCCCCAGAUGCAAGCCCUUUUGGAGUGGCAGCUGUAGCUAUGCAGCCUGCUCCUGUCGCUCAGACUUCUGGUUCAACAGCAGAUUUCGGAGAUCCUUUUGGAAACCCCUUUGCUUGAACAUGACUUUGAUAUGAAUUGAAAUGGCAUUAUUGGAGGGCAGUGAGUCCUUCACAUGGAAUAACAUCUCCAGGAUAAGCAGCUAGAGGCGCAAGACAAUCCAAAUGAUGAACUCCACAAAGUCUUGUCCCUGACCCACCCGUCUUCUACACCUCCACCUCUGAUGUUGUAUUUUUCCCGUCCAAUCAGUAGUUCUGUUAUUUCUAAAGACCACCGAUCGAAGAAGUAAAUGUAAAUGUCAUGAUCUGCUGAAGAAAGAAAGAAAUGUGGUGUAUUAGAGAAGCAUGUCCAAAGAGGUUCACCGCUAAUGUGUUAUGAAAUAAAGAAACUCAAUCAUAA